AUGACUUCUACUAGAGAAUGGCUGACCAAAGUCAAGAAAUCUAUGACUAAUCUGGUUCUAACAGCAGAUCAACAACGAGACUCCGCCAAUAACAAUCCAUAUUUCAUGAUUCUCGCCUUCAUUGUCCCGGUAAGAUUGAAAAUACAAAAUUAAUGAUGAUUAUUUCAACAGAUUUUCUCGACAAAAUAUCUAAUCCUUAACUAUAUCGCUCAUGACUUCUACACAAAAUAUGAUGCAGAUUUCAUAAUCGCAAACUAUGUCGCAAAUAUCAUGGAAGUUCUGAGAUCUUUCAUUCCUCAUAUAUUCAUCGGAAUUCCUUUGGAAAUUUCAAACGGACCACUUCAAACCUCAAUUUUCUACAUUUUCGGUUUAGUUUAUCCGAAUAUUAUUGGUUCGGUGCUCAAUGAUUAUCAAGAUUAUCAUUGUGAAACUGCCGGGCAAGCAUUGAUCGGUUUGCAUUUCGCGAAUAUUGUUAAAGUGAGUUCAGAUGUUCGAAAAGAUUCCAAGAAGUUUUUCAGAAUUGGCCAACAUUUUCUUACAAAAAAACACGAAUCAUCGGAUUGUUCAUCCUUCUCGUUACCACCGAAUCAAUCCAAAAUGUACUAUUCUACGAUGUCGGGACCCUGCGCUUUGUGCUCUAUCAUACAACAUGCGGAAUUGCUGGAGUAUUGUUUGGAUUUCUCGCCGGCUAUUAUUGGAUCUACCGACAGCAAAAAGAAGAUGGUCCGACGACAAAAUGGAGAAGUUCUGCGAUCUCUCUGACACUUCUAACAGCCUAUCUAAUUCUUGCCGAAUUUUCCGGACUUCAUAUGACCGACGAGGAAUGGCAUCAACAAUUGGCGAAUCAUCCAGAAUUCGGAGGCUUUUUUCCAAUUAUAGUUUAA
Molecule: messenger RNA, 884 nt
Organism: Caenorhabditis angaria
Lineage: Eukaryota; Metazoa; Nematoda; Chromadorea; Rhabditida; Rhabditidae
Source: the annotation of a GenBank genome assembly